AUGAAUCUGAUCUGUUCAAAAGGAGAACAAUGUUAUUGCUUUCUUUCCUUCUUUUUGCUUUGUCAACAAAUCCAUUGCUUGGUGCUGCACAAGACGCCGUGCUUUGACAGCUCCGGUGAGAAGCUGCAGACAGGCGUCGACUAUUACAUAUUACAGGCCGUCAGUGGCAGCGGAGGUGGACUCACCCUAGGCCGCAAUAGUAAUGGCAGUAACUGCCCACUUGAUGUUGUCCAAGAACAAAGCAACGGUAGCAAUGGUCUCCCUUUGAUGUUCUCGUCGGUGAACCCGAAUGAGGGCGUGGUUCGUCUGCUAACUGAUCAAAACGUCAAGUUCUCUGCUGCAACAAUCUGUGUCCAAUCAACAGUGUGGAAGCUCGCUCCUUCUGAUGUGUUGGAGGGACGAUUCGUGACAACCGGCGGUGUUGAAGGAAACCCGGGUCGUGCAACAUUGAGCAACUGGUUCAGGAUUGAGAAAUAUGAUGAUGACUACAAGAUGAUGUUUUGUGCACAUGUGUGUGGUGUCAAUGAAGGUUGCAAAGUUCUUUGUGGAGAUCUUGGCAUUUUUGUUGACAAUGAUGGAACAAGACGUUUGGCUUUGAGCGAGCAACCACUCAAAGUGGUUUUUAACAAGGCCUAAACCUUUUAUGCUCAUAACAUGCAGUUGCUGCAAAUGUAUUUCUUUGAAUUAUAUAACUAGGAGAAU
Messenger RNA from Cornus florida, 702 nucleotides. Its product is annotated as kunitz trypsin inhibitor 5-like. Lineage: Eukaryota; Viridiplantae; Streptophyta; Magnoliopsida; Cornales; Cornaceae. The transcript has 2 exons. The coding region runs from base 1 to 636 and encodes 211 amino acids. Gene Ontology annotation, molecular function: endopeptidase inhibitor activity. The record is from RefSeq and is a predicted model, not a curated record.